Homarus americanus (American lobster) is the source of this 2364-nucleotide messenger RNA. RefSeq lists its product as uncharacterized. Lineage: Eukaryota; Metazoa; Arthropoda; Malacostraca; Decapoda; Nephropidae. Gene Ontology annotation, cellular component: membrane. The record is from RefSeq and is a predicted model, not a curated record. Gene Ontology annotation, molecular function: protein binding; extracellular ligand-gated monoatomic ion channel activity. The coding region runs from base 1 to 2364 and encodes 787 amino acids. Gene Ontology annotation, biological process: monoatomic ion transport. The transcript has 9 exons.
AUGGCAUACCGAAGGAUCUGCAUUAAAACCUACAGGCAUCGUCUGCACUUAUACCGUGGUUUCCCAGAGGUGAUGGUGCUGUGCUGGGCGGUGAUAGCAUUGGCUCUGCUAGGAGGGAGUCAGGGGCAGAAGGUGAAGAUGUACACUAUGCAGCGAGGACUCUGGACGAUACCUACUGACGAUGUAUAUCUUCGGUACAACUUCACUGAGAAGGCGGAUCCACUCUACUCCUUCUCGGCAUGUUACUGGUUGAGGUAUGAGAGGUUCGCUACCCUGAUGCCUCAUCUGUCCUACGCUGUGAGCGAUGCUGAGCCCAACAUGAUACUUCUGUACCACGAUGGUAUAGAGCUGAGCUCGUUCAUCUACAGCAAGACGCAGCCACACACCUGGACCCGCACCUUCAUGUUAUACCCGGAGAUCUGGUACCACCUGUGUCACACUGUACGAGAUGAUGACGUCGACAUACACUCUGUGUACUGGCAAGGAGAGUUUUUUGCCAGUGGGCCGGUCGAGGGCACCCCAGGACUUCCCCUGAACGGGACGCUGAUCAUCGGACAGGAACAAGACCUCCUCGCCGGCGGCUUCGAUAAAUAUCAGGUUCAUCAUGGCGAAUACGCUCAAUUGAAUAUCUGGGACCGAGCACUGACCCCCUCUGAGAUGGCUGACCUGGCCAACUGUCGCACUCCUGGCCGAGGCAACAUCUUCAACAUGGAUGAGGUCAAUUGGGAAGUCUUCGGAAACGUUAAGGAGACCCUGGUGGACAUAAGCUACUUCUGCAGCACCUGGAAGCUCUGGUUAGGCAUCACAGAUGAACUCCUAGAAGGUGUUUUCUUCAACGUGUACACAAAGAGACCCAUCACUUUCCACCACUUCCUGCCCCCUUACCCUAUUGGUGGACUACUGAACAACUGCGUCAUUCUAAUGUUAGAUGGUUCAUGGGUGGACUUUCGUUGUAAGCUCAAACGCUGUGGUGUUUGCUACUUUGAAAGAAAAGAGUUCUUAUAUCUAAGAGGCUUGUGUUUUGAUGAAAACAGAAGAUCACAUUUUCGAUUGAGCGGCUAUUAUGAUGGGCGACCUGUACUGCGUGGCUUUUAUAGUAUGUUUGUCAUAUGGGAUAAUUCAUUAAAUAACUGGCUUUUACAUGACAUAGAUAAGAAUGUAACUCUCGCCAGGUCCGAACUGACUGACAUCGAUGGGUACCCACUUGGCGUUGAAACUUGGAUUGCAGUAGAACCGCUGUGCGGGGCACCUAGUGGAGGCCAAAUGAAACUAAGCUUUUCGAGUUGCUCCGACGAACAGUUCAUGUGCACGUCUGGCUCCUGCAUCCCUCAGAAAUAUCGCUGCAACCUUCGUUAUGACUGCAAAGAUGGAAGUGACGAGGAUAACUGCGGCAUUGUGGAAGUUGGUCACGGAUACAGACGCCAUCUGCCACCAAGAGGUCCUAACGACACCACCCUCAUUAUUACACCCUCCAUCACUGUCGCUCGCAUCACCAAUGUGGAUGAUAUGAGAAUGACCAUAAGUGCAGAAUUUUUGAUAUCACUGAUGUGGAAGGAUGACAGGUUGACUUUCAAGCACUUGCAUUCAGAUAAAGAAACCACCAUCACGAAGGCAGACUUGGAUCUCAUCUGGAGGCCACAGUACCAAAUUACCCCCCUGGAGGGAGGUCAGGUCAGCUUGCUGGACGAUUUCGCCGAGGUUAUCUCUGCCAACAAUGCUACCAUGCCUAAUUUCAACACCGUUAACAGAGAUGUAGGGUAUCCAGGAGCCAGUAAUGCGAUGAUCUCCAGCGAACGUUACACGGCUAUCCUCACUUGUGACUUUGACCUCUACGUCUACCCUUUCGACAUUCAGGUGUGUAGCAUCAAUAUAGGUUUACCACGCGAAUAUGAAGGCACUGUUGAAUUUCCUGAAGAAGUCAGAGAAGCAUACUUCACCGGAACUGAGGACCUCUCACAGUACAAGGUGAAGAACAUAGCCUUUAGCCCUCAGUCACAACCAAACCGUAUAGUCAUCAACUUCGAGCUCCACCGUCGCCAGGGAGUAGUAUUGCUGUCAACGUUUGUGCCAUCUGUACUGCUGCUGAUGGUGAGCUGGGCGACGCUCUUCGUCAGGAUGGAGUUCCUCAACGUGAGAGCCGUCAUGUCCCUCACCACCCUGCUGGUGCUCUACACGCUCUUCACCAACCUCUCCCUCUCCAUGCCCAACACCGCUGCCAUCAAGCUUAUUGACGUCUGGUUCUUCUUCAUUAUCCUUCUUAUUUUCCUCAAUAUCAUGGUUCACAUAUUCAUUGAGCACAUUGUGUUUGUGUGUCCUAAUAUAAUAUCUCUAGAACCUGAGUAUGGACCUAUGCCUGAUGAAUGA